AUGGCAGGGUUCCCUUGGGAUGAGGAAGAAUGGGAUGGCCUUUCUUCGGAGGAGAAGCGUGAGAAAAUCAAAGAUUGGAUUAAAAGAAACCGCACCACAGCUGCGAGCAUUGGACUAGGUCUAGCAGGAGCCACGAUAGUCGCUGCCCCUUCCCUGGUCACGGCACCUUUUGUGGGUAUUUUGGGCCUGGUUGGCUUUGGAUCUGGCGGAAUUGUCGGAGGUUCUUUCGCAGCAGGAGCCCAAGCAAUGCUUGGGAAUGUCGUUGCCGGAAGCUGGUUCGCCUCUGCCACGAGCGCCGCCAUGGGCGGCUACGGACUCGCUGGACUUACUACUGCCGUUCAGUCAGCUGGGGUAUACACAUCUGUGGCUGGGCUUGUCUCUGGACUCCUCAAUGGGAAUGGACACGAAGGUGACGAUGAGGAUGGCAAUGCGGAGACCUCUACAGAUGAAGCUGGGCCCUCAACCCCAAAAGGGCCCAAGGAUGACAGAGACGGAUCUGGUGCGGAGAUAACUUCCCGUGCGAGCCAGGAAAUACCACGAGAGAAGGACUUCGACGAGGAGACCACAUUGUUCGAUGACUCCGGCGCCUCUGAUGAAGAUUCAUUCAUACAAGUACCGGAAGCUUCUCCAGUCGGUCGGCGGAUUAUCAUAGAUCUUUGA
Messenger RNA from Sordaria macrospora k-hell, 660 nucleotides. RefSeq lists its product as uncharacterized. Gene Ontology annotation, cellular component: membrane. Lineage: Eukaryota; Fungi; Ascomycota; Sordariomycetes; Sordariales; Sordariaceae. The record is from RefSeq and is a predicted model, not a curated record.